AUGUGUGUGAUAUAUAUAUAUAUAUUAGAACCAUCCUGGAGCCUUAGAAGAGGAGCAAGCUCUACAAUUGGAUACCGUUUAUUCUUGAUGCAGCAUUUUUUGUUUGCGUGUGUUUUAUGUGCUUUUCUGUCUUUUCGGCUCACCAAGCGAAAACGGGCAUGGGUGCGAGCUCGGCUUGGAAGCUGGUCUGGUGGUGGAUUGGUUCUAGGAACGAAACAGAAGCACGCGACCCAAACUCGGCUGAAGCAUGGCCCACAGGCCUUCCCAGCGGAGGAGGUAGCCGACUAUCCUUUGAAGAACCUGGAUUUUGUGGAGCUGGAGCUUCGGCAGAUCCAUCAGAAGAGCCGCAGCCAGAGCCGCUUCUUCCCUACACUGGCCCACUACUUCGAACAGCUCGGUGUGCAGAGGCGGUUGUCUCCGGAGCCUGUAUUGGAUUUGCUCCGAUCCUUGCGAGAGGGCUCCGAUGGUUUGAGCCUUGCAACUGCUGCUGUGGCCAGUCUUCGAGAGGCUUAUGGUUUGAAUAUGUGUCCCGUUGACUUGCUGGUGCACUUUCAAGAGGAGCCCUUGCUCCUGGUCCCUCGGCAGGCACCCACGAAGAAGGCCAAGAAUUGGCUCAGGAGUGCGGACUGCAUGUGGUACAACGUCCCCAGCUGUGAAGAGGUUGGCUGCCCUGCCGUGGAGGGAAGUGGCUGGAGUGGUGACUUCGAGGAAUUCUUCCUGGAAGUCUUGGGAGUUCCCGCGCUGCAAGCCGAUGAGGUGGCCGCACGGCUGGAUGUGCUGCGCCGCAAGAAUUCCCAAACGGAUGAGAGGAGCCCGUUCAGAGCGGAUGGUCGUUCGGGCGAAGAGGUGGAGUCGGUGGUGCGCUUGGUUGUGGGAGGGCAACGCCCACAUUGGAAAUGGGAUGCGGCGGCGCAUGGGAAAGCUAGGUCCAGUGCUUCCUUCUAUCCUUCGAGCGGGGUUGUGGGUUCCAAGACUCAAUCCUUCGUGGUGGAUUCACCCUGGACACGAAAGCCCAGGGAGAGCGCACGAGAUGGGGAGGAGCACGGCGUUUUGGCAGGGAUGGGCGCGGAGCGGCCUUCCAGCCGAGAGCGGCGGCAUCGAUCCAGUUGGCAUGCGGCCUUGAACAAACGCCUGGUGGCCAUGGAAGAUGUGGAGGAGCUACUGUGCACUGCAGACGAGAUGCUCACAGGAAUGGACAUGCUGAACACCAUCACGGUGCUGAAUAAGCUGUCGCGCUUGAAGGGUGCAGCGAAGUUACAUCAUGACCCCCGGGUGCUGGAGAUCCUCUACCGCAUCGAAUCCUGGCUGUCGCACGCCAACACCCCGGGUGCCGCUGAAAUGGUGGGCCCUGAGAUUGUGCAUGCCAGGCAUUUGGCGAGCAUUACAACUGCGCUGGCGCGGUUGCAAUGGAAGGACUCCACUCCUGGACGCUUGUUGCGUGUCAUUGCCUCGAUUGCUCCUCCACUCUUGACCUCCGCCCGCGCGCGGGACCUCUCAAACCUGGCCUGGGCCUUUGCCACGUUGGAUCUGCGGAAGUUUGAUUCGGUCUUGAUGGCCAUCGCCCGGGAAGCCGUGGUUCAGAUUUCGGACUUCACCGAGCAAAACCUCUCCAACACCUGCUGGGCCUUCGCGAAGAUUGGUCUCCGCCACGACCCCUUGAUCAAGGCCAUCGCAGAUGAGACGCUUCGGAAGCUGGGGCAGUUCUCGCCCCAGGGUCUGGUCAACACGUUGUGGGGCUUUGCAACGCUUGUGAUCAAGGGUGAGGAGUGUUUGGGGAAAUCCAGCUGGCAGCUCAUCAACGCCUUGUUGGAAGAGAUCAUCCGGCGCCUUCCGGAUUGUACUACUCAAGAGCUGAGCAACUCCUCUUGGGCCUGUUGCCGUUUGGGCGUCCGGCACGACGGCUUUUUGGCGGCGGUGGCCUCGGAGGGCCUGAAGAAAGUGGCGGGAUACACCUGUCAAGACCUGGCCAACACCGCCAUGGCGUUUGCAAAGCCCAACGUCUACCACGAGCACUUCCUGCAGGCACUCGCACACCAUGCUGGCAGAAAGAUGAGACAAUUUGAGGCCAGAGAGGUCUCGAAUGCUCUUUGGUCCUUCACGAUCUUCAAUAGAGACCUGGUGGGGCCCGAUUGGCUGGACCAUGCCUUGGAACACUUCUUGGAGCUGGUGCAGAAGCGGCAUUAUGAGGGUUGGGAGCUGGUGCAGGUGGUGAACGCCUGUUGGAGCUUCCGACAUCAGCUCCGCCACUGGAGCAGCUUGGAGAAGACCUUCCAUGACCGGGUCUUCACACGUGUGGUUGGUGCCUUGGAUGCCAUCAUUGGUCGAGAUCAAGGGCUACUGGGCAUGUCGGAACCGCUGGAGGCCCCUGUGGCUCCCGCCCCGUCCAAGCUGCUGAACGCCGGUCCCGCCACCCACGGGCACCUCGCUGGAAGCGUCCCGGAACGGCUCUCGCCACUGGAAGCUGCGCGGCGGAGUGCUCAGCGGCUCAUUGACGAGCUGCAGGUGGACUUCCUGGGUCCGAUCUUCACCCGCGUGGCCAUGCGUGAUUUGGGCUUCAUCGAUCCCCGCGACCGGCGUCAACUGUGCGCCUUCGCACGAGCGCCCACGGUGGGCGGGCCGGACUCGUCCACGGGCUCGCCCGGAUGGGGCGACGUCGCAAGGGAGGCCGUGGCCGAAACCUUGGCCCAGAUCCGGCAGGAGCUGGGCUUUAUGUGGUUUGAUCGCUUUGGGCCACACGAGCGGAGAGUGAUCUCCUGGAUUUCAUUUGAGCUAAAAGUGGAGAUCAGCUCUGAAGCCUCCAAUGUGCCAUGCAUGGAGACUCUCAGUGAGCGUGGGCGCAUUUGUUCCUUCAGUCUCGAUGAGCAUCGAGCCAUGGACAAGCGUGGCUUGGAGACCUUUGCAAGGCUGGAGGCGCAGUGGAAAGGUGAGGUGCUUUUCACGCUUCAAGAUGUUCGAAAAGGACAAGAAUGGCUGCAGGGGCUUUUUGCCCAGCAUGACCGUGCAGGACAUACUGAGCGGCAGGCAUUGCUAGAGAUCAUUCUGGAGAUCAUCAGUGCCAUCCGUCGCUUGGAACGGAAGAGCCAUCGUGGCAACAUGGCACAGCGGGAGAGCAGCAUCGAAUUGGGCCUGUUCGAUGGGUCCUUAGGUGCUCGGGUCAGUGGAGAGAUGCUUGGCGAAAGAAGGCGCGCAGAGUGGGGACUCUUUGCACUCGAGGUUUGA
Messenger RNA from Durusdinium trenchii, 3219 nucleotides. The record is from the annotation of a GenBank genome assembly. Lineage: Eukaryota; Dinophyceae; Suessiales; Symbiodiniaceae.